Molecule: messenger RNA, 1983 nt
Organism: Suillus discolor
Lineage: Eukaryota; Fungi; Basidiomycota; Agaricomycetes; Boletales; Suillaceae
Exons: 7
Coding region: 1-1983 (660 amino acids)
Biological process (GO): protein phosphorylation
Molecular function (GO): protein kinase activity
Source: RefSeq, a predicted model, not a curated record
AUGAUCGAACAUAUUAUCAAUCGGUUAGAUGUUGAUGGUGUUAGUGGGGAUGAAAUGGACACGCCAAUUGGGGCGACACCAAAGGUAGUAAGGGGCUCGCAAGUCAUUGAUCAUCCCAAUGUUGGAGCCCUAUGGUUCUCAGAAACACCCAUAAACUACAAUGUGUCUGCUGAGCCAACCGACAGUGACACCACUCCUGCAGAACUAAGGACGCCCAAGCUGCCGCUACGGACACUAGCACAGUCUACCACACAGGACUUGCAGCCAGUUCUCCCUAUGAAUGACACACCCAUCAAAUGUAGCUGUUCUACGAUGCAACCUUACACAACCAAUACACGCUGCCGAGAUACCACUCUCAAUGCCAUGGGCAAGGAGAUGAAGGGAUGUUUGGUUGGUCCAAUGCCGGUGGAACAAUUUCUCAAGGAGUUCCUACCGCCUUCAGCGAUCCCAAAUUAUGAACCUUUAACCUUCUCUGAUGGCGCGUUCGAGAGCACACUCUCUGCUCUCCAUGAGACGAAAGCUUAUGAACCAUUUAUUGACACUAUGUCAUCUUUUGCCCCUGGUCUAUCGUUUAUCGACACCCACAACCAUCCAGACACAACCAAUUGCAAAUCAUUUACAUUUCAAAUCAAACCCGACAUCUGUGUUUAUGCUGAUGGAACCUCGCCACCCUGCGCUAGACAAUCAUCCUGCGAUGUCUCUGCUGCGGAAGUGAUUAUCGAAUUCAAGUGGGAUCCCCAUCAUAAUCCAUUCUAUACGCCUGCAAGUGGCCCAAGUACUACAGCACACUUCAUAUCUGAAACUGACAAGGCCAUGGACACACUGGGCCAAAUAACGAGUUAUACCGCAGCUCAGCUUGGCGCACAAUACCGAACUCACGCAUUCUCCAUUCUGAUCAUAUAUGAUCAAGCUCACAUAAUAAGAUGGGAUAGGGAGGGAGCUACCAUUUCUUCUGCCAUCUUCUACAAUGAAGAACCACAUCUAGCUGAUUUUUUCCAUCGUUACGCACAAGCAUUGCCUGCAUUGCGUGGUUUUGACACUUUGGUAAUGCUUGCUAGUGCCGAGGAGGCUCACCUUGCAAGGCUGCAGUUAGGCCUUUCCACUACUAGACGCAUGUUGAAAGUGGCUGUCCCUGAUGUCGAUGACACUGGCUCGAUUACCUUGGUGUUUCCUGCACCUUCACCGGUCGACUCUUGGUGGGUCACGAUCACCGAUGUCCUACCAGAAGGCGAGACAUACAAAAUAUAUAUAAAAAACAAUGUUUCCAACAUUGCGUCAUGCAUUGCGUGUCACGACGUACCCUCUAUCCCUCAACAAACCCUGCAGACUCACAAGUUCGCAGAUGCUGUCUGGGCAUGUUCACAUGAUGUGAUCAUUCCGCACAUUCAUUAUCGCCUGGUCCUCAACAUUGUGGGCAAACAGUUAUGUGAAUUUGCAAGCUCUCGCCAGCUCAUUACAGCCGUUUGUGAUGCAUUAAUUGCUCACAAGGACGCAUAUCACAAGGCGGGCGUAUUGCAUCGGGACCUCAGUGCAGGAAACGUUGUCAUCCACGAUGGCAAGGGCAUCCUCAUUGAUUGGGACCUAUCAAAGUUAAUUGACAUCAAGGGUGCUCGGAAAGUAACGUGUACGGGAACCUGGCAAUUCAUGUCUGCCCACCUGGUCGAAAAUGAAGACGCCACACAUGAUGUCGAGGAUGAUCUAGAGUCUAGUCUCUAUGUCGUCCUGUGGGUUGCCUUACUGUGGGCAAAGACUUACCUGACUGUCCCUGCGUGGUCAUUACUCAUGAAGCAGGUCUUCGAAGUUGAUGAAUUGAAGGGGGUUGGAUCAUCCACUAAAUCGGCUUUUCUCAACUCGAGAACACAACUUAGGGGUGAUGUGUUUAUCGACUGCAAACUGCUCGACAGGCUCAUUCUUGCACUUACCAAGCUCUUCGCACUUCGGUAUAUUGUGGUCACUCAGGAGCAGCAGGAUGCUUAUGAUUAA